Messenger RNA from Neoarthrinium moseri, 861 nucleotides. RefSeq lists its product as uncharacterized. The record is from RefSeq and is a predicted model, not a curated record. The transcript is spliced from 2 exons. Lineage: Eukaryota; Fungi; Ascomycota; Sordariomycetes; Amphisphaeriales; Apiosporaceae. Bases 1 to 861 code for a protein of 286 amino acids.
AUGGCCGGCAAACGCAAGGCCGGUGAGCAAGGAGGCAGAUAUGUGACUGCCCCCGAGUUUGCCCGGCGGCUCAUCGAGUCCAUGCACAAGAUGGAAGUAUGGGGAAAGCUCAAGGAGCUUGAAUUCUACAUCCAUCUGUCCCCUUCGACAGACCUGAAUCGCGACGAGCGCGACGCCAUCGCCGACUGUCUGGAGUGCAAGUUCGCCAAGGGUGAUUUCGACACGCUGCAACGCGACUUCCAGACCAAGCUGACCGCUUUGGAGAGAGUGACGCGCGGCAGAUACGAACAUGUCAUCGCUUUCCUGCGCCCCCUGGGCUCCCCCAGCAAAACGGAGAUGACCAACUACGCUCUGCGCACUCUAGACUCCUCCAAUGUCGACUGCCUCAAGGACCUGCUCGUCAAAGAACGUAACAUCCGUAUCAACAGCGUCGCAGACAGCAUCAUCGACGCCCUCAAGAAGCCCGGUUCUCUGACAUUCGAGGCAUCCCGCGACGUCACUCUCGACAUUCAGGAGUUUGUGACGUAUCUUUUCCCGUGGCAACGGCAGAUCCUUCAUCUCCAUCUGCUCACCUCCAAAGGCAAGCCUCAUCCUGCAGAGGUCGCCUGGACUCAGGAUGCGUUAAUGUCACCUGGAAUUGCGCAGGUGGUUCAUGAGAUGAUGACAGAGCGUCGUGACGUCAAGUCACCAGAAAUGCAACAACUAUCCAUGACAAUCGAGACAAUCAUAGCUCAGACCACCUUUCCACAGCCGGGCUUCAUGGCAGCAAAGUUGCGAUCCGAAGCUGGAGAUCUGUGCAAACAAGAGAUGGACGGCCUGAUAGGGAAGAUUCGGGAUGCCCAAGAUUUUAUUCGGCGCUAA